Aphidius gifuensis is the source of this 1665-nucleotide messenger RNA. RefSeq lists its product as uncharacterized. The transcript has 2 exons. The record is from RefSeq and is a predicted model, not a curated record. Bases 63 to 578 code for a protein of 171 amino acids. Lineage: Eukaryota; Metazoa; Arthropoda; Insecta; Hymenoptera; Braconidae.
ACAACAAGCCAUAACCUUGAUAAAUCAAAGUUUAUUAUAACAAUUUAUUUAACUAAUUAAAAAUGUCAUAUGAAGAUCGUUACAAUUCUUGGUGUAAACGUUCAUAUGUAAUACGUAAAAAUAAUGAAAAUAAAAAAAAAAUAUUGUUAGUAUUACUUGCCUUACUUGCUGUUGAUGAAGAUGAUGAUGAUGAUGACAAUAAAAAAAAAUAUUUAUCAAUAAUAUCUAAAAAAUGUAGUGAAUAUAGUUUUUAUUAUAAAAUAUUUCCAAAAAUUUGUUUAAAUAAUAGUUUAUUUAGAAAUUAUUUUCAUAUGAAUCCAUGUAAAUUUGAAGAACUACUUUGCAUCAUUGUACCAUCAAUUAUAACACAAAAUAAAUAUGAUGACUGUGAUAAAAAAAUAUCUAUUGUUGAAAGAUUGGCAUUAACAUUAAGAUUUUUAACAUCUGGUGAUUCAAAAGUUUCAAUGUCCAUGUUCAAUUUGAAACACCUGCUAGUAUUUCAUUUAUCCACAUGUGAUAGAAAUAAAGACGUGUAUAAACAGCAGGAUAAUUUAAUGUCGUUGGAACUAAUGAAAUAAUUCCAACAAGAGUACGACCAGCUAUGAUAGGACUUCCUCCGUUUCCCUAAAUAAUUUAUACAUGAAUUAUUAAUUAUUCGUUUUAUAAAUUAAUUUGAUAUAUUAUUACUAUUACCUCUGUUAUACGAGCAGUUUUUAAAAUUGGUAAAAAACAAUAUUGUGAUUUUGUAAAAACACCAUGUUGAUAAUAUUUUUGUUUACACAUAUUAUUGGGAAUUGAUUUAACUUUUGUCUCAUGAAGAUAUCGUGUCAAUGUGGAUGUUGUUGGAUCAUUACCCCAACCUGUAGCAUGAUAAGUUUUGCUGCUUGAUGGUCCAGCAAAAAAAGUGGCUGGUUUCGAUAAAUAAUUUACUUCUAUUUUUGACACUAGUUUGAGAAUAGCUGAAGACACAAAAAAAAAAAAAUAACAUUAAUAAUUUAUUUUGUUUUAUUUUAGAUAUUAAUUUACCAAUAUCGUUUAUCCAAAAAGAAUGAGGUUCAUAAUUUUCAUGAAUAAUAGCAAAUUCUACUUGAUGAAUUUGUCGAUAUAAUGAUUCACGAGGCUCCAUGAUAUCAUCUGUUCCACUUAAAACUUGAAGAUUACUAUAAAAAAUAUGACUAUCAGCUGUUACACAACUAGCAGCUGUUGCAAUAUGACUUUCUGAAAUAAUUGUUCCUCCACACAUGUGAUGUUCAUGAUAUUGAACUGAUACCAUCCAUGGACGUUGAUACAUCAACGUUCUUAUUCCACCAUAAAUUUUAUUUGGUAAAUUUCCAUUUACAGCUUAAUUAAAAAAAAUAUAUUGCUUGAAUUUUGAUAUCAAGUUAUAUUAAAUUAUAAAAAUUAUAAAACUUACCAGAUAUUAAAAUAAUCAAAGAUAUUGUCGAAUUCAAAUCGACAAAUUUACACAUAAUUAUUAAAAUAAUCAAAACACCCAGCUAUAUCAGAACAAAUUAUUGUACUACGACUCAAUUAUCUACGUUUAUAAAAAUUAAAAAUUUAGGAUUUACAAAACAGUAUUUACUAUUAGCCAUAUAUACUUGAUAUAUUUACAUUUUUUUUUCUAUUUCAAAUCAAGUUUUUCGUGUAAUAAAUUCAUUGUCUUGA